Molecule: messenger RNA, 1291 nt
Organism: Protobothrops mucrosquamatus (brown spotted pit viper)
Lineage: Eukaryota; Metazoa; Chordata; Lepidosauria; Squamata; Viperidae
Product: trifunctional enzyme subunit alpha, mitochondrial-like
Exons: 6
Coding region: 164-1006 (280 amino acids)
Biological process (GO): fatty acid beta-oxidation
Cellular component (GO): mitochondrial fatty acid beta-oxidation multienzyme complex
Molecular function (GO): long-chain (3S)-3-hydroxyacyl-CoA dehydrogenase (NAD+) activity; enoyl-CoA hydratase activity; NAD+ binding
Source: RefSeq, a predicted model, not a curated record
UAAACGCGUGCAGCAGCCGGCUGGAACACUUUAAAGAAGUGAAAACCUUACAACAAAAUUAAGCUUAGCUUUAGACUUGGUUAACCGUGUGUAAGGGAUUUGACUGUUUCCACUUUGCAGCAUAUCGCGAGCCCAGUGUACGUGAGGAUCUUAAUUUUUUUCGAUGUUACCCUGUAUACCUCAGGUGAUUGGGAUGCACUACUUCUCUCCUGUUGACAAGAUGCAGUUGUUAGAGAUCAUCACUACUGACAAGACAUCCCCCGAAACAGCAGCCUCUGCUGUGGCUAUUGGUCUCAAGCAAGGAAAAGUCGUCAUUGUGGUUAAGGAUGGUCCAGGAUUCUAUACAACUAGGUGCCUUGGUCCCAUGAUGGCUGAAAUUAUCCGUGUCCUCCAGGAAGGUGUUGAUCCUAAGAAAGUAGAUUCCCUUUCCACUAGCUUUGGCUUCCCUGUUGGAGCUGCUACUUUGAUUGAUGAAGUGGGGGUCGAUGUGGCCACUCAUGUAGCUGAAGAUCUUGGCAAAGCUUUUGGUGAACGAUUCAAAGGGGGGAAUGUGGAGCUAAUGAAAGCCAUGGUAAACAAGGGCUUUUUAGGCCGCAAAGGAGGAAAAGGCUUUUAUAUUUACAAGCAAGGUGUAAAGAAUCGGGAACUCAACACUGGAAUGAAUGAAAUUCUAGAGAAAUUCAAAGUCGCUGCCAACCCAGAGGUGUCCACAGAGAAAGAUAUCCAAAUGCGGUUGGUGACCAGGUUUGUGAAUGAAGCCAUUUUGACCUUACAAGAGGGCAUCCUCAGCAAUCCUGUGGAGGGAGACAUUGGAGCUGUAUUUGGACUAGGCUUCCCACCAUGCCUGGGAGGCCCCUUCCAAUAUGCAGACCACUUUGGGGCCCAGCAGCUCGUGGACUGCAUGAAGAAGUAUGAAGAUGUCUAUGGGAGUCAAUUCACACCGUGCCAGUUGCUGCUUGACCAUGCCAAGGAUUCCAGCAAGAAAUUUCACAAGAGAACUGCCUGAAUUGGCACCUGCUAACCAAAAAAGGGGAAGACCUACAAGAGAUCUUCGUAUCGGAGGGCUGUGGGUUUUAACUCUUUUAAGUGCCUUAGUUAUUCAGGCACUACUUCUUCCUGACCCACCCCUCAUCAGGCUGAAUGUUAAUUUCCCCAUUAUCACGAGAAAGAAUGGGGAGGUUUCUGCUCAAAGUAUGGUACUUUUCAGGCCCAUUGCAAGGAACUACUCAUCGGAAAGCAGAUGUAGCUUGCAAAAAAUUCAUAAGAAUAAAUUCUAGUGUAUUGUUCUAUA